CCGAAAACACGUAGCAAAACUCACAAAAAAAGAGGAUAAUGGCUUCGUUAUCAUCUUCUGUGUCUCCUUUGAUAUCCAUGAAAUUCAGAGCACCCACUUUCACUGCUUCUUCAAAACCAUCUUCAAUCUCUCUCAAUUCCUCCAAAUUUCGUUCUCCAUUGCUUCAUUGCUCAUUCACUUCUUCUCCUACUUCUCUCUCUUUCAACUCUUCUUCCAUUUCAGGUUUGUCACUAGGAUUGGAUUUGAAACCUAAUGUUGGACCUAGAAGACAAAAUGGUCGUCUGGUUAUAGUAGCAGCAGGCAGACAAGCUCUUUGUUUAACCAAGAGAAGUAGAUCACGAAAAUCAUUGGCACGCACUCAUGGAUUCCGCAAACGAAUGAGCACAACAACUGGAAGAGCUGUAUUAAAGCGACGACGUGCCAAGGGACGAAAAGUCCUUUGCACCAAGAGCCACCCAAAUAGUGGCAAAUAGUCACACAAGAGCCUAAAAGUAUUAUAUUUGUGUAUUUAGCUCCUUAAACUUGGCCGCAUUUCAAGGUUUUUCUUUCUUCUUAUUUUCAUAACAAUGGUUUUAUGUACUCCUUUAUAUUUAAAACUUGUAUUAUUUUAGGCAAAAUCUUUGUUCCAGUAUGCUGCAAAAAAUAUGCAAGAGACUUGAUGGAAUGACCAACAAAAUCAGUUUUGCAUGUAUAACAAUAUCUCUUAUGUGAUUUUUGUUAAAUUAAAAUGACCGUACGUUAUUUAGUUGAUUA
Medicago truncatula (barrel medic) is the source of this 753-nucleotide messenger RNA. Its product is annotated as 50S ribosomal protein L34, chloroplastic. The transcript has 2 exons. The coding region runs from base 39 to 473 and encodes 144 amino acids. Gene Ontology annotation, biological process: translation. Gene Ontology annotation, molecular function: structural constituent of ribosome. The record is from RefSeq and is a predicted model, not a curated record. NCBI's taxonomy places the organism in Eukaryota, Viridiplantae, Streptophyta, Magnoliopsida, Fabales, Fabaceae. Gene Ontology annotation, cellular component: mitochondrial large ribosomal subunit; ribosome.